This is a messenger RNA of Arachis ipaensis, 3042 nucleotides long. RefSeq lists its product as uncharacterized. Gene Ontology annotation, biological process: telomere maintenance; DNA repair. Lineage: Eukaryota; Viridiplantae; Streptophyta; Magnoliopsida; Fabales; Fabaceae. The record is from RefSeq and is a predicted model, not a curated record. Gene Ontology annotation, molecular function: DNA helicase activity.
AUGCGUCGUGGUGACGAUGAAGCUUCUUCAAUUGGGACACGAGUCAUCUUGCCUUCUUCGUUCACUGGUGGUAGACGUUAUAUGUUUAAUCGUUGUCAGGAUGCGAUGGCAAUCUUUGAAAUGCCUGCUAAGCGAUCUCAAGGAAGGUGUAUUUUUUGGUCACUUAAUGCAGGCAUGUAUACUAUUGAGUUCCAAAAAAGAGGUCUACCGCAUGCACACAUGUUACUAUGGCUUAACGGGGAAAGCAACUUACAAAGUGUUGAAAUUGUUGAUGAAUUCAUCUGUGCUGAACUACCCAAUCCACAGAAAUUUCCAUCUCUUUAUAAUGUUGUCACCAAGUACAUGAUCCAUGGUCCUUGCGGUCUUCUUAGACCGAGUUCUCCUUGCAUGAAAGAUGGUAAGUGCUCAAAGUUUUAUCCGAAAAGAUUUGUUGAUCAAACGAGCUUUGAUGAAGAUGGCUAUCCGAUUUAUAGACGUCGUAAUAUGGGUGUGACAGUGAAGAUCAAUGACGUUGAUAUUAACAAUAGAUUUGUUGUGCCUUAUAAUCCACUACUGUUAAUGAAAUAUCAAGCUCACAUAAAUCUUGAGUUCUGUAACAAGUCAAACGUCAUCAAGUAUCUUUUUAAGUAUAUCAAUAAGGGUCCGGAUCGGGUCAUUGCAACUGUUGGAGAAACACAUUAUGUUGGGGAAUCUUCUCAGGUAGUUGAUGAGAUCAAGCAGUAUUACGACUGUCGUUAUUUAUCACCGUCUGAAUCCAUGUGGAGAAUUUUAGCUUAUGAUAUUCAUCAUAGAUGGCCGUCAGUACAGAGGUUGACUUUUCACUUGCCGAACCAGCAGCAUGUUGUAUUCGAUGAUGCUGAUAUCACCACUCAUGUUUAUUUGCGCAACAAAGAUUUGCUGACGAUGUUUACGGGUUGGAUGAUGGCCAACAGGUGGUUCCCAGAUGGGCGGUCUUUAACAUAUGUUGAAUAUCUAGAAAAAUUUGUCUAUUGUUCGAACAGUAGGGAGUGGAAGCCGAGACAAAGGGGAUUCUCAAUUGGAAGAUUGAGUUUUGCUCAUCCGACAUCUGGUGAACUUUUCUAUAUGCGGAUGCUUUUGAAUGAGGCAUGUUCUGCCAUGGGAUUCUUGAUAGAUGAUAAGGAGUAUGUUUCUGCUAUUAAGGAAGUUGCCGAGGUAGCGUCCGCUGCACAGCUAAGGAGGUUUUUUGUGAUAUUGUUGUUAUCUGGUUCCAUGGGAAGGCCUCUGUCAGUUUGGGAACAAACUUGGGCCUAUUUGUCUGAUGAUAUUCUUUAUCGCAGAAGGCAUGAGCUGCAAUAUCCUGAUUUAACGAUGAGUCAGGACGAGUUGCAAACAUUUUGUUUGUUAGAAAUUGAGAAACUAUUGCAUAGUAAUGGAAAAUCAUUGAGAAAUUAUGCCGGUAUGCCAGUUCCUAAUAACUCUCUAGUGUCUCAAUUUAACAACUUGAUGUUGCUGCGUGAGUUGCAGUAUGACACUGUUUCUUUGACUCGUGAGCAUGAUGCAAACGUCUUAAAGGUUUUGUCGGCUCGAUUGCGAUCUGAGAAAAGGAUUGUUAUAAACGUUGCUUCUAGUGGUAUUGCUUCUCUGUUGUUACCUGGUGGUAAGACGGCUCACUCUAUGUUCAAUAUUCCUAUUGAGCUGACUGAAGAAACUGUUUGUCGGAUUAAGAAGGAUAGUGCAAAAGCUGAGGUAGUCCGAUUGGCCGAUUUGAUUAUUUGGGAUGAGGCACCGAUGACUAACAAGUUGGCUUUUAAAGCACUCGAUAGGACGUUACGUGAUAUAAUGGUUUCGGUCUCUGAUAGGAAUAAAGAUUUACCUUUUGGUGGGAAGGUGGUUGUUCUCGGUGGUGAUUUCAGGCAAGUCUUGCCAGUUAUUCCGAAAGGUUCUCGUGCUGAGAUUGUGAUGGCUUCGAUAAAUUCUUCUGUCCUCUGGAAAUAUUGUGAAGUUUGCUGUCUGACAAAAAAUAUGAGGUUAACAAUGGGAUUGGAACAGUCAACUUCUCAGGAGUUAAGGUCAUUUUCAGAUUGGAUACUUCAAAUUGGUGAAGGUCGCUGUGGAACAGUGGUCAAUGAUAAACUUUUUGUUGAGAUUCCUUCUGAUAUAAUAAUUCCUGUCUUGGAAAAUCCAGUGGAAGAUAUUGUAAAUACAAUUUAUCCGGAUUUGGUUCAGAAUUUUCGUGAUCCAAGUUUUUUCCAGGAUAGGGCAAUUUUGGCUCCGACUGUUGACAAUGUUGAAGAGAUAAAUAAUUAUAUUGUUGACUUGUUGCCCGGGGAGGAAAAAAAUUAUCUCAGUGCUAUUCGAUAUGUGAUUAGGUGUUCUGGUCUACCUAAUCAUUCAUUGAAGUUGAAAAUAGGUGUGCCUAUUAUUUUGUUGAGGAAUAUUGAUCCAGCUGGGGGUUUGUGUAAUGGUACCCGACCUGUUGUGCGAGAUUUAGGGAGAAAUGUGAUCGGUGCGGAUAUUGUUUCUGGUAGCAAUGUUGGGGAUAAAGUUUUUAUCACUAGAAUGAAUAUGAUUCCCAGUGAUACAGUUAUACCGUUUAAAUUCCAACGCCAUCAGUUCCCAAUUUCUCUGUCGUUUGCGAUGACAAUAAACAAAAGCCAGGGUCAGACAUUAUCAACAGUCGGUUUGUUCUUGCGUCGUUCUGUGUUUUGUCACGGUCAACUUUAUGUAGCUGUUUCCCGAGUUAGGAAUAGAAAUGGUCUUAAGAUUUUAGUUUGUGGUGAUGCAUUGGUUGAUCCUGUCAGUACUGAAAAUGUUAUGGACAGUUUCUCUAGGCAUGCGCGUGGUUUCAUCUCUGAUGUGGAGAGCUAUCUGCGUUUCAGGCCCGCACACAUCCAAGCUGGAUGUUCUUCUCCAGCGUGGCUUUCUCCUCAUGAAGGGUGCAUGUGCUGCUCUUUGCUUUCGCUGUCAGCUGUCUUUUCUCGCAAUUCCUUCGCGCAAGCCCCUUUUCUUGUGGAUUUAGUUGAUCAAGUUAAGGAUUUUCUCAUUGAGUCUCAAAUAGAAGAUUUGCAAGGAAUCAAUUAG